AUGAUCGAGAGGUGUUUAGGAGCUCACCGGUGCCGGAAAAUCCAAAGAGCCUUACGCCAUUUGAAGGUUACGGUUCUCUGCCUCGUUCUUACCAUAGUCGUCCUACGUGGCACAAUCGGCGCCGGCAAAUAUGGAACUCCGGAGCAGGAUCUUGACGAGAUCCGUCAACAUUUCCACUCAUCGCGUAAACGAGCCGAGCCUCAUCGUGUACUCGAGGAAAUACAGACCGGAGGAGAUUCUACUUCCUCCUCCGGCGACGGCGGAGGAAACUCCGGCGGGAGCAAUAACUACGAGACGUUCGACAUCAACAAGAUAUUCGUUGACGAAGGAGAAGAAGAGAAACCCGACCCGAAUAAACCUUACACUCUCGGACCCAAGAUAUCCGAUUGGAACGAGCAGAGAUCCGAUUGGUUAGCUAAGAACCCUAGCUUCCCAAAUUUCAUCGGACCGAACAAGCCACGUGUGCUCUUGGUGACUGGUUCUGCUCCGAAACCGUGCGAGAAUCCUGUCGGAGACCAUUACCUCUUGAAAUCGAUCAAGAACAAGAUCGAUUACUGUAGGUUACACGGGAUCGAGAUCUUCUACAACAUGGCUCUCCUCGACGCGGAGAUGGCUGGAUUCUGGGCGAAGCUUCCGUUGAUCAGGAAGCUUCUGCUAUCUCAUCCUGAGAUUGAGUUUCUAUGGUGGAUGGAUAGUGAUGCUAUGUUUACGGACAUGGCGUUUGAGCUUCCGUGGGAGAGGUAUAAAGAUCACAACCUUGUGAUGCACGGAUGGAACGAGAUGGUUUACGAUCAGAAGAAUUGGAUUGGGUUGAACACUGGGAGUUUCUUGCUUAGGAACAACCAAUGGGCGCUUGAUUUGCUUGACACUUGGGCUCCUAUGGGUCCUAAAGGGAAGAUCCGUGAGGAAGCGGGUAAGGUUUUGACCCGUGAGCUCAAGGAUCGACCCGUUUUCGAAGCUGAUGAUCAGUCUGCUAUGGUUUAUCUCUUGGCUACUCAACGAGAGACUUGGGGAAAUAAGGUGUACCUAGAAAGUGGAUACUAUCUCCAUGGUUACUGGGGAAUUCUAGUGGACCGAUAUGAAGAAAUGAUUGAAAACUAUCACCCCGGUCUAGGCGAUCAUAGGUGGCCGUUGGUGACUCACUUUGUCGGUUGCAAACCGUGUGGGAAGUUUGGAGAUUACCCGGUGGAACGGUGUUUGAAGCAAAUGGACAGAGCGUUUAACUUUGGGGAUAAUCAGAUUCUGCAAAUCUAUGGUUUCACACACAAAUCUUUGGCUAGUCGUAAGGUGAAGAGAGUGAGGAACGAGACUAGCAAUCCUUUGGUGAUGAAAGACGAGCUUGGGUUGCUUCACCCGGCGUUUAAGGCUGUUAAGGUACGACAAACCAAUCAAGUUUGA
This is a messenger RNA of Microthlaspi erraticum, 1398 nucleotides long. NCBI's taxonomy places the organism in Eukaryota, Viridiplantae, Streptophyta, Magnoliopsida, Brassicales, Brassicaceae. The record is from the annotation of a GenBank genome assembly.